AUGACUGAGUCCUUCUACUACUCCAAAUGUAGCAUUCUUGUGCCUCCAUUUUCUUCAUUCCUCACAUCUAGUCUGGAACCUGCUGCCCUGGAUCCUCAGUUUCGGGCUCUCUCACUGGCUGCUGCUAUCAAGGUGCUGGCUGGGUGGCAGUCAUCUGAAGGCCUGACAGAGGCAGAUCUCUGUAUCCAUUCUAAAGACGGGUUUUCUCCCGCUACCCCCCCCCCCCCCACCCGCCCCCUUAUUGAUUCUCUUGAAACAUCUGGGGUGAGGAAACUCCUCGGCAUUGCUCAAGCAGAAGAAGCAGAGCUGAAAGCCGCACUGAUCAUCCAGAACUGGUACCGAGGGCACAGCGCUCGGUUGAAGGUCAGACAACGCUAUGCACUCUCCAUCUUCCAGUCCAUCGAAUACGCUGACGAACAAUGCCAAUUGCAGCUAUCCAACUUCUUUUCCUUCAUGUUGGAAAACUGUACAAAUUUAAAUGAGAAUGAUCCAGUGUUGAUCACUCGCCUAUACAGAACCCUCAAGCAAAACAGGGAUAGAGAGGAAUUUGUGGAGUUGAUCGAAGUCCCGCUGUCCUAUACUGGUCCUCGGCUCCAAUUUCCUCUUACUUUUAAUGAUCUUGAUUUACUUCUUGAUGCCUUCAAGCAGCAACAGAUACUUCAUGCUAAUUAUGUCUUAGCCGUGCUAUACGAAACCAAGAAAGUGCUGAAGCAAAUGCCAAAUUUCACUCCUAUAAAAACUUCACCCUCCAAAGAGGUAACCAUCUGUGGUGAUUUGCAUGGGAAACUUGAUGAUCUGUUUUUGAUCUUCUAUAAGAAUGGUCUCCCUUCAGGAAGCAACCCAUACGUUUUUAAUGGUGACUUUGUAGACCGAGGAAGAAAUUCUAUGGAGGUCCUCAUGAUCCUCUUUGUGAGUUUUCUUGUUUACCCCAAUGCCGUGCACCUGAACAGAGGGAACCAUGAAGAUUUUAUGAUGAAUAUGAGGUAUGGCUUCACAAAAGAGGUUUUGUUCAAAUACAAGUUACAUGGGAAAAAAAUUCUUGACAUGCUGGAAGACGUCUAUACUUGGCUCCCUAUUGGCUCCAUCAUUGACAAUGAAAUCUUGGUCAUACAUGGUGGAAUAUCAGAGUCCACGGACAUGAAUUUACUCCACCAGUUAGAAAGAAACAAAAUGAAAUCUGUGUUGAUGCCGCCAGUUCCAAUUGAUCAAGAGUAUUUAGAGCCAAGGGCAAUUGAAGGAAGUACAGCCACUUCAGCGGAAGAGAAUGACAUAAACGAAUCCUUUACUGAACAGCAGCAGCUAACAAAGCAUGAAUGGGAACAGGUUAUUGAUAUUCUGUGGAGUGAUCCCAGGGGCAAGAGAGGCUGCUACCCAAACACAAGUAGAGGAGGCGGCUGCUAUUUUGGACCAGAUAUUACCUCCAAGGUUCUCAGUAAAUUCCAGUUGAAGAUGCUCAUUCGAUCUCAUGAAUGUAAGCCUGAAGGGUUUGAAUUCUGCCAUGAAGGGAAGGUUAUUACUGUAUUUUCGGCCUCUAAUUACUAUGAAGAAGGCAGCAAUCGGGGAGCUUACAUCAGAGUGGGUGCUGGUUUGGCCCCUCGAAUUAUCCAAUACCAAGUAACUAGGUCAACAAUUGCAAGACCUCUUUACCAAAGGGUGAGUAUUAUUGAAAGCAGUGCUGUGAGGAUACUAAAGGAGAAAAUGGUUGCACGAAAAACUGACCUUGUUCGUGCUUUACAACUUCAAGACCGCUAUAGAUCAGGCAAAGUUACCUUGAGCCAGUGGGCUUUUUCUCUGGAAAACGUUUUGGGACUGAACUUGCCCUGGAGAACCCUGAGUUCGCAUCUGGUGAAAACAGACGAAAAUGGCAAUGUUGAGUACAUGUCCACCUUCGAGGAUUUAUGCAUUCAGAAACCCAUCAAGGAGGUUCAGUCUUCCAUAGUUGAGACUCUGUACAGAUACCGAUCUGACCUGCAAAUCAUCUUUAAUGUCAUGGAUACUGACAACUCAGGUCUGAUAUCCAUAGAAGAAUUUCGUGCCACCUGGAAACUAUUCAACAGUCACUACAGUAUUCAAAUUGAUGAUUCUGAAAUUGAUGCACUUGCUGCAAAAAUGGACUUAAAUAGAGAUGGAAGCAUUGACUUUAAUGAGCUUUUAAAGGCUUUCUAUGUAGUGCAUAAAUUUGAUAAUGCAAGCAAAUCAACCACCUCAACAGAGGACAGUGAAUAA
Messenger RNA from Sorex fumeus (smoky shrew), 2226 nucleotides. It is a transcript of the gene PPEF1, whose product is annotated as protein phosphatase with EF-hand domain 1. Gene Ontology annotation, biological process: detection of stimulus involved in sensory perception. Gene Ontology annotation, cellular component: nucleus; cytosol. Gene Ontology annotation, molecular function: protein serine/threonine phosphatase activity; manganese ion binding; calcium ion binding. NCBI's taxonomy places the organism in Eukaryota, Metazoa, Chordata, Mammalia, Eulipotyphla, Soricidae. The transcript is spliced from 18 exons. Bases 1 to 2226 code for a protein of 741 amino acids. The record is from RefSeq and is a predicted model, not a curated record.